AUGUUCAGGAACGAUUAUCAGGGUGGUCUAACGGUUGACAUCUUCAGCGCACAAGGAAAAGACCCUGUGGCAAAAUGGAAACUAUAUGGCAGGAAAUCUUCAAUAACUAAAGUGUUUGAUAAAGAAGUGAAGGGCUUUGUAUACAGUCUUGAAGGCAGCAGUCAAACACACAAGAUGCAGUUACCCAAGGAUAGCAAGAUGACCCUUGGUCUGAUUCAGAAGUUUCUGAUUCUACAGGUGAACGUUCCAUUGGGAAGAGAUUUUUCCACUGAGUUUUUAGUGACUGACGAAGAGCAUCUAAAGAAGAGACUCUACCUGUCUACUGUGCACAAAGAGCUCUCAGCAACCCCUUUGCAUGCCAGAAUUCCUCUAACUUGCCUCAAACGCAAUACUUGGUGUAAUCUGUGUAUCGAUCUGGACUCUCUCACCGCUGAGAUAUUCAGAGGGACACGCUUCCUGUCUCUGGAUGGCAUCAUCAUCUCCUCCUUCUGUAAGGUCCGUCGCAUCUUCACGAUGAAGAAUGAACCUGCAGACUGCAUGGAUGGAGAAAUAAGUAACGGUCCAAUAGAAGAGAUUCCGAGAAACUGCCAGUUUCCAAGUGAAGUUCAGCAUGUUGUCCAGCUGGUGAACAUGAAGACACUGGGGCAGACUGCAAACUCAGACGCCGAAGAGACAGGUGGUGUCAAAGCAUCCAUCACAAGGGGUCCUACACCGCGGGACUCGUCCCAUAUUGCUUUCGGGUCAAAAGUUAUCGGACCCCCUCCGCUCACUGCCAGGAAGAGCAGCUCAUCUGCAAACAGGAAAGAAGAAAGAACCAAGUCUGAACUGAGCCUCAACAUACCGUCAGGCAGAACUGAAAAUGUACAGCCACGACCUCCACUUGAAAGGCCAUCCGCUGAGAAAAUGGGCUCUAGGAGACCACAGAGAAUCCAGAAUGUGAGGAGAGAAAAAUCAAACACAGAUAAAGAAGGUGGCAAAAUUAGCCUGAACCCAGAGGGACCUGAACUUCAAGGAAAAAUUGCAUUAUCCUCACUUCAAACUCUGGGCUCUGGCUUACCAGUAGAAGACAAAUUAACCAAUCCAAUUCUACGAGACUGUGCUUCUAGUGCGGAUACAUCUGGGUCAGCCUUCAAGCCUCCAUGCGCUGCUUCACCUCCAGAGCGUCUGCUGACUACAGAUGAUGCUGACCUUUGUGACACAGAAACUGAGCUCUCUCUCUGCGAUGAGGAAUACGAAGAGGAAGUCUUCACUUUCUCCUCAUGCCCUCACUCAGCCAGACGGAAUCAGGCUAGCAGCAACCCUGUUGAGGAUUUGACCUUUGGCCUUAAAGGUCACAAGCUGGUAACAGAAGGAGAGCGCAAAGAUGCACGUCUGGAGGAUGAUUUUGUCGGUAGUGAGAGUGAAGAGGAUGAAAUACAUACCGAGUUCCUUCUGAGAUGUGCAGUCCAUUCCAUUACUGCUCCCCCAUCACCUCCUUCAGUACAAAAAUACACAGUCCUACCCAAGUUCUCUUCUGAGCCAAUUAAGACUCAAGCUUCCACAGUCCAGCAUGUCUCUGAAGGACCAAAGAGGCAUGAACCCAUGCGAAUAGCACCAACCCGCUGCCUCUCACCCAAUACCAGACAAGGGAGCAGACUGGAUCGGUCCGAAGCUGACACCAGGAUAUCUAUCAACAGAGCAUCUGUGCGAGAGAUUUCACUGAAGAAUUCUGGCCUCCAAAAGGUGAGUAUCGAUGAGAGGGUUCAACCUUUGGGCUCCAGCAGGUGUGAUCUGAGGAGAAGUCAAGACGAAGAGGAUGAGGAAGAUGAGCUGCGAAUGUUGGCCAGUUUAAAGAGAGAGCAGGAGGAAGAAGGAGACGGAGACAUGGGCGGCCCGGGCCUUAGUGCAUCACAGGUUCACCACUGCAACAUAAGUCUGAGUGCAAGCAGCGAUGACACCUCAACCUGGACUCAGUGUAUUCCUUUGCCAGUGGAUCAAGGCCAGCACUAUCAGAAAGAAAUGAACCCUCUUCUUCACUCUAAUCCCAGAGAAUGGAUGGAUGUCCUCAGCCCUCCAAUAGUUCAUCCAAAUCAACAGAUGGCAGAUGGGAAAGGAGACCACGGCAAGGUCUCACCUAGAGGGUCUACGUUGCACAACAUCAGUGGAGAAGAAGAGUUUCUCAAUUUAAUGUAUGAUCCCUGCCUCAACUGUUACUUUGAUCCACAAUCUGGGAAAUAUUACGAACUGCUCUGAUUCCGAGAUGAGUUACAUC
Molecule: messenger RNA, 2251 nt
Organism: Sinocyclocheilus rhinocerous
Lineage: Eukaryota; Metazoa; Chordata; Actinopteri; Cypriniformes; Cyprinidae
Exons: 17
Coding region: 1-2232 (743 amino acids)
Source: RefSeq, a predicted model, not a curated record